AUGCUCAGGUGGACAGCCCAGGGCUUGACGAACCACCUCUUGCGCUCGAACCUGCAGGACCUGGUGGCCGUCCGGGCCUACGACACGGUGCUUCGCGGCCUCUGGAAUGACAUCCUGGGCGUCGACAUGACCGAUCGGGAGUGGGUGCAGUCCUGUUUGCCCCUCCGGGAUGGCGGUCUCACGGCAGGCGUGGCCGAGCCUCGGCGGGAGGCGGCGCACAUCGCCGCGUGGCUCGACGCUGCUCCGCGGGUCGCGGCGGCGCUUGGGGCCACCUGCGCCGAGGCUCUCCUCGCCACGGGCGCUGCGGGUACGCAGGGAUUUGAAGCCGCUGUGGUGAUGUACAACGCUUCGGUCGGCGCAGCCCACUGCCUGCAGACGUCGCUGGCCCAGAGAGAGCGCCACAGACAGAAGGACCUGGUGGGCCCGCGGAUGGAAGUGAUUGCAGGCCUCGCCAAAGCUGGCCUGGACCACCACCAGCGCGGUCGCCUGCUGUCCGCGGGGGGCCCGGGGACUGGCGCUUUCACCACGUUGCCGACUAAGCCUGAACACAGGAUGCAUCCUGAGCUGUACCGCAUCGCGUUGCGGCGGCGCCUUCUGAUGACGGGCGCAAUGCUGCUGCGCGAACUGGAACCGCAGACGCACUGCGCCGCGUGGCGCGACACGAUCGCAUUCGCGACCUGCUGGCCCGCUGGCUUGCCCGGGCGCGUCCCAGCAUGGGUCCAGAAGGAGCAGACUAUGCCCCAGUGGCAGAGGACCCGCCGAUCCGUCAUGGAUGGUGUCGAGACGGCGCGCGUCGAGACGGCGGUCCUUGACGUCGUCUGGGCCCGCCAGGGCGCCGCGAAAGCGGUGGACGUGGUCGUGGUUAGCCCGGACAGUACUGACGCGAGGAAGGAGCGCGCUCGGGCUGAGAAGCCUAGCCUUGCAGCGGAGGACACGGCCCGCGAGAAGCGGCGCCGGUACCCGCCGGGGCCUACGACGCCUUUGCUCAUUCCUUUUGCGAUCGAGACUGGUGGACGAGUGGGCUCUGCUGCGAGACAGCUGAUUCUGGAUCACCUGGACCGCUCUGACGGAGAGGCAGGAGCGUCUGCCGAUGCCGUCGCUUUCUGGCACGAGCUCAGUGCUGUUCUGCAAACGGCGGUUGCUGAGCAGUUGUUCAGCGCCCACAAGCCCCCUGUCGUCGGGGGCGGGCGCUGA
Molecule: messenger RNA, 1194 nt
Organism: Prorocentrum cordatum
Lineage: Eukaryota; Dinophyceae; Prorocentrales; Prorocentraceae
Source: the annotation of a GenBank genome assembly